AUUUCAUCCUUUUUUUCUCAUGAAUCGUAUGCACUCAGCACAGUAGAAUGAAAUAUGUUUCGUUUUUCUGUCUAGGUCAAGUGCUUGGGAACUCCUCCUGACUGAGUGAGCGCACGCCUCCCAUUGCUGACAGACGUGAUGUUUUACCGGUUGCUAUCGGUGGUCCAAAGACAAAGAACCAGCCGAGGAUGGCAGAACUGGCCCUCAGCCAGAAGUGGUGCAUCAGCGGCCGAGGCGCAUUCUGUCGCCCUGCCUGCCCAGGCGCAGGUGGUCAUCUGUGGCGGGGGAAUCAUGGGCACAUCCGUGGCCUAUCACCUGUCCAAGAUGGGGUGGAAGGACAUUGUCCUUUUGGAGCAGGGCAGGCUGGCUGCUGGCUCUACGAGGUUCUGUGCAGGCAUCAUAAGCACUGCCAGGCACUUGGGCAUUGAGCAGAAGAUGGCAGACUAUUCAAACAAACUGUACCAGCAGCUGGAGCAAGAAACAGGGAUCCAAACAGGUUACAUACGGACAGGCUCCAUCUUUCUGGCCCAGACGCAGGACCGGCUGAUCUCCCUGAAGCGCAUCAACUCCAGGCUGAAUGUGAUAGGCAUCCCUUCUGAGAUCAUCUCCCCCAAGAAAGUGGCCGAGCUGCACCCUCUGCUCAACGUGCAUGACCUGGCGGGGGCCAUGCACGUCCCCGAGGACGCGGUGGUGUCCUCUGCUGACGUGGCUCUUGCCCUGGCAAGUGCUGCCUCCCAAAAUGGUGUUCAGAUCUAUGACCGGACAAGUGUUGUUCACGUGAUGAUCAAAAAAGGUGAAGUUACUGGCGUGGAGACUGAUAAAGGACAGAUCGAAUGCCAGUAUUUUGUCAAUUGUGCUGGUCAGUGGGCAUACGAGCUGGGUCUGUCCAACGAGGAGCCGAUUAGUAUCCCGUUACAUGCCUGCGAACACUUCUACCUCCUGACUCGCCCCUUGGAGACCCCUCUGCAGAGCAACACACCAAAUAUUGUGGACGCAGAUGGCAGAAUUUAUAUUCGCAACUGGCAGGGCGGCAUCUUGUCUGGGGGCUUUGAGAAAACCCCGAAACCAAUUUUCACUGAGGGCAAGAACCAGCUGGAGAUUCACAACCUACAGGAAGACUGGGACCACUUUGAGCCCCUGUUGAGCUCCCUCCUGCGUAGGAUGCCAGACCUGGAGACAUUGGAGAUCAUGAAGUUGGUCAACUGCCCCGAGACCUUCACACCAGACAUGAGGUGCAUCAUGGGUGAGUCUCCUUUGGUUAAGGGCUACUUUGUCCUGGCAGGAAUGAACUCUGCUGGCCUUUCGUUUGGUGGAGGAGCUGGAAAGUACCUCGCUGAGUGGAUGGUGUAUGGUUAUCCCUCAGAAAACGUCUGGGAGCUGGACCUGAAGCGUUUCGGAGCCCUGCAGAGCAGCCGCACCUUUCUGCGCCACCGGGUCAUGGAAGUCAUGCCUCUGCUGUAUGAGUUAAAGGUUCCUCGUUGGGACUUCCAGACAGGGAGGCAGUUACGCACAUCCCCUCUCUAUGACCGGCUGGACGCACAAGGAGCCAGGUGGAUGGAAAAGCAUGGAUUCGAGAGGCCAAAGUACUUUGUGCCACCAGACAAGGACCUCCUGGCUUUGGAGCAGAGCAAGACUUUCUAUAAGCCGGACUGGUUUGACAUUGUGGAGUCUGAAGUCAAGUGCUGUAAGGAAGCUGUAUGUGUCAUUGACAUGUCCUCUUUCACAAAGUUUGAAAUAACAUCCACCGGAGAUCAGGCAUUAGAAAUUCUGCAGUACCUCUUCUCCAAUGACCUUGACGUACCCGUGGGCCACAUCGUGCAUACCGGCAUGCUCAAUGAGGGCGGAGGAUAUGAAAAUGACUGCAGCAUAGCGCGCCUGAACAAGCGCAGUUUCUUCAUGAUUUCUCCAACCGACCAGCAGGUCCACAGUUGGGCCUGGCUUAAGAAGCACAUGCAGCUAGACAGCAACCUGCUCCUGGAGGACGUCACCUGGAAAUACACAGCCCUCAACCUGAUUGGUCCUCGAGCUGUGGAUGUGCUGUCCGAGUUGUCCUAUGCCCCAAUAACUCCAGACCACUUCCCAAGCCUCUUCUGCAAGGAGAUGAGUGUGGGCUAUGCCAACGGGAUUCGGGUGAUGAGCAUGACUCACACGGGAGAGCCGGGCUUCAUGCUUUACAUCCCCAUAGAGUAUGCCCUACAUGUCUACAAUGAAGUGAUGAGUGUGGGGCAGAAAUACGGGAUCCGGAAUGCUGGGUAUUAUGCUCUUCGUAGUCUCCGAAUUGAGAAGUUUUUUGCCUUCUGGGGUCAGGAUCUGAAUACCCUCACCACCCCCCUGGAAUGUGGACGAGAGUCUCGGGUGAAAUUCGAGAAGGGGGUGGAUUUCAUUGGUCGAGAUGCCCUGCUGCAGCAGAGGCAGAACGGGGUGUACAAACGCCUGGCUAUGUUCGUCCUGGACGACCACGACACAGACCUGGACCUCUGGCCUUGGUGGGGAGAGCCCAUUUACCGAAACGGGCUGUACGCUGGCAAGACCACCAGCAGUGCCUAUAGCUACACCCUGGAGCGCCACGUUUGCCUGGGCUUCGUGCACAAUUUCUCCGAGGACACUGGGGAAGAGCAGGUGGUAACGGCAGAUUUCAUCAACCGGGGAGAGUAUGAGAUUGACAUCGCGGGACAGCGGUUCCAGGCCAAGGCCCGGCUCUACCCGGUCGCCUCCCUCUACACCCAUAAGCGCCGAAAGGAAGACGUGGAGCUAAGUGACUUGCAUGGGAAGUAAUGCCAGGCAGUCUUACCGUCUUAGGAGCCUCUGUCCUGAUCCUGUCCCUCUUCUCGAUUUAACCUUUACCUUCCAUUUCUUAUCUCCUUGGUAUCAUUUUAAACUUUUUGCUUUGCAGCCUCUCUUGUCCUUUCAUCUCCUCACACUCAGUCUGAGCUGUUUGUCCCAUCCGUCCACCCGUCUCAGAUUCCCAUGGGGACAGGAGCAAGCCCCACUUGUAGAAGUGUGUGUGGUGGCAGUCGGAUGUCACAUGCUGUGUUGGGAAGCCAGGGAAGCUGGUGGUGUGCAGGCAGGAGUCCAUCUCCGUGGGCCAGGUGUUCUCAGAGCCGCCUGCUGACGGUGAUGAGUUGCUGUGUGCUUGUUAGGGCCCUGAGGCAGUUGUGCCUUCAGCCAGGCAGCUGCGUUCCUGUUCCACUGUGCUGUGGGCUGGCACCAUGAUACCUCGAGCAAGAUGACCAUCUACCUCACUGACGAGAGGCAUCGGGUGGGCUGCAGAGAUAAAGUCAAGCUGACAUUAUUCCCAGUCUCCCUAACAACUAGUUCUCGACCAGAGGACCAGGGACACCUGCCUAUAAUUUUCUUCAUCGCUUGUUAAUCUCUGUAAUGAGGGGCUUUGCUUGUUUGGUUGAGUAAACAAGUGAGCCACAGUAUUUGAAAGGGGAAAACCAUGUUGCUUUUUUCAGAUGAAAGGAAAGGGUCUUAACCUCAGAAAGUACCAACACCAAACAGUGCUGCUUUCUCUUCCUGUCCCUUCGGUGGUAGGCUCACUAGCUCAGCAAAUAUUUCUUCCCUUUAGGAAGAGGGAGGGGAAGGUAGGGCAGCACACAUACUGAGUUCAAGAGGACUAGACUGCCAAGUUCUGCUUCCUCGGGCAGGACAGAUCCACAGCUGACCCACGUGGGUUCUGAGCGAAGAGGGUGUCUGUUGUGUGAGCCUAGCAGACUGCUUUCCAUCCUUGCUUUCCGUCUCGUCUGGAAUAGAAAGUGACUGGAGUGCUUCCAAGAGGGUCACGCACAGUUCAGAAAUGUCUUUCAAGGGUGAAAAUUGAGUGACAUCAGACUAUACUAUUCAUCCCAACACUUAAUUCUUAGUUUCCCCUGUCACCAAAGCUGAUUUCUUAAAAGUAUAAACUGUUGCUAGAGAUGUAACUAAUUAACUGCAGCCUUUGUUGUAUUGACAUCGUAGACACAUUAGCUCUGCUAGGUCUGUAAGUCUAAUAACGAAGGUGCUCCAGGUGCUAGCCUGCUCUGGCUGCUAUUUACCCCCUUAAUCAGACUGUCUGCCUCUAGGCAUGUCUUGCCAUUUCCCCAGCCAGUGCCCACCUUUUUAGGAGGUCUUAGUUGAUUUGUUAAGGGAGCAUGUGAUUAGAAUUGCUUGGCGGGCCUUGCUAUUCUGGUGCAGAUGUGUAUGUAAUGGCUGAGAGAUGUUGCUCCUAGGCACAGAGGAGAAAGGAGAGGUGUGCCCCGUGGGAGAACAGGAGCUGUGCCAAUGCAGGUAACCAGCAGGGAGCCGACUGGCCCAAGAAGAUGGAAACAGGUGCUAGAGGGCUACAGGUAUUACACGCUCUGCACCAUUCCCGAAUCACCUUUUCUAGUUACGCAUAAAUGUCUUCUUGUCCACAGCAGAGGGCGUCACUUGUUUAUUGAGUGCCCUGCAGCACACAUUAGUUUUGGGCACUUCAAAGUUUAUCCCUGAAGUCUCUUUUUGUUCAGAUACAGGCAGCGUGAAUCUGGUAGUUUUCUCCAUUUGGUCCUAAAUCUGGAGGGGUUGACUGACUCCCACCUCUAGCAUAAAUGACAGUCUCAACACCUAAUGUGUAUGUCAUUUCCAUCUCUGGGGCAGUGAGGCCCCAAGUGUUUGUCUUGUGUGACCACUUACCUCUCUCUAGGGAUUCGAGGGGUUCUGGACUCCUGUGACUGGGGGGAUGGACUUUAAGAUGGUUGGUACUUUCUUCUCUGAAAGGAUCCAUCAUCACCUCUUGGGGAGCGGUGGGGGACGGGGGGCCUCUUCUAUCUUGUCAGCAUAUUCAAUUGAGGGAAUCUUUUUUAACCUAAAAGCACAAGGUGUGUUAGCCUCAAGCAGAUGAAGACCCAGGGGUUGCAAGUCUCCCGUGCGCCGCCUCCUCCCUUGAUACACCUUCUAAGCCCCUCCUGCACGCAUCUGUCCUGUUUCUUGCCACGGUCGUGGCCUUAAAUUGAAGUGUGUUAUUAGAAAGAUUCCCAUCUGUGAUACUGUCACUGAAGUCAGAAAAGCGCUAAUUAAGAAAGUUUUAAGAACAAAAAGUACCCACUUGGAUAACCUGUUUGCUGCCCUUUAACUUGUGAUGUAGUCUCAUACCUGCAUGUGCAGGACAUGCUCCAGGAGGCACAGGGGAACAACUCCCACCACAGUGCUAGUGCUCUUCUGGGGAGUCCCUGUACCCCCAAACCUGAGCAAUGCCAUUCAGGCUAGGGCCAAAGGUCUUAGCCCAGUGAUUAACCUGCUUCACUUUGGCCCAAAGAUCCCAUUUCUGCAGGCGUAGAGCAGUCACUAAGAGAGGACUCCCUGCCCUGAUUUCUGACUCACGGACACUUGGGGCAUCUGAGUGUCUUCACCACCUUUCAGAACCUGAGGCAGGUAAGAGGGACCCUUCUGCGACCUGUGGUCUUGGUUCUGACCUGGAAGGCUGUGCCCAGUAGGACAGCUCACUGGCCCGCUUUCAGGGGUAAGCUGCGAGGCUCACUUUUCUCUGUGGCUCCUUGCACAGGGUAGGCAGCAAGGAUCCUCCCUAGUGUCUAAGGCAGAGGUUUGGUCAGCAGUGCUUAAUGCUAAAGAAUAACCUUCUGGGGUUUUCCCCCUAUUACCUUCCCCCUCCUGUCCCUCACAAACUCUGAUAUAAGCAGCAUUUUAUCAACACAAUAUAGGGGAAAUUUUCUUGUGAGGAAAGAAUUUUCACCUCACACAUCAUUUCCAGGCACAUGGGUUCAGGAGCAGCACACUUGAGUGGAAGAAAUGGUAGGUGAAACAGUGUUUCCUGCAUUAACUAGGACAUCCAACUGUAAGUUGUGAGUAAGCUGUAGGUCUGCCAGUCAGCACCUCCCCCUGCCUCCACUGUAAGGUGCUGAGUUGUAAGGCUCCUUCAUCGUCAGUGUGGGGCUCACACGCGCAGCCCCUCAUCACUAACAAAUGCACUAUUUUACAAGAGAACUAUUUUUGUAUGUGUUGCCUUCUUUGUCCAUUACACACCAGAGUUGUUUCUUCAUAAUAUGAUUCUUGACUUUUCUGAACAGUGUCCUUGGAGAAUUACACAUUUCUCAUGGGCCAUUUUUCUCAUGAUAUUUAGAUGCAGCUAUUUUUAUCCUUUGCAAUCCUUCUGCCUCUUAAGUGCAAAAAUUAGGGGAGGUGGGAAGGAUGUUUUUAGCACCUGUUUCAAAAGAUCUAAGCCAGGAAUCCCUUUGCACACCAAGAACUGGGGCUUGGAGCACAUCUUUUCUCCACGCCAGUUCUCGUGCCUUACACUCCAGAGUGUCCCGUGGUGGGUGGAGACAGGAGGGAGGCAAAGGUAACUCCAUUUCAGGCUGAGGGUUCCUUCACCCGCUCACCUCUCCUUCCCCAGAGCAGGUGGGUGUGGGUAGAGGCUGCCCCAGCUCGUCUCAGCACACUCACACCUUCCUCUCCGGUCAACUCCCAGGAUGUGUCAAAGCGCCACUGCAAUGAUUGUCAAGUGCAUUAGCUCAUUAUCCGCACCUAUAACUGUGCAGUCUGUCCCGCCCCUUUCUGUCCCUUUGUGUGUAGCGUUAGCAUGUGGUCCUAAAGCCAUUUGAGGAACUUAGGUAAACGGGAUCUUCUCUCAAGGGCCCUGGUGACAGGCACAGGGUGACCGAGCCUUUCUGCCUCCAUGAACACGGUAUCAACGUUGUGCACUGUAUUUCUAUCAAGCCGGACUUCAAUUAAGUUUUUCUUUUCAUAUUACCAGGUUUAUAAAUGAAUAAAAAGACACUUUAAUUACUCUUA
Myotis brandtii (Brandt's bat) is the source of this 6768-nucleotide messenger RNA. It is a transcript of the gene PDPR, whose product is annotated as pyruvate dehydrogenase phosphatase regulatory subunit. The coding region runs from base 139 to 2775 and encodes 878 amino acids. Gene Ontology annotation, molecular function: oxidoreductase activity; protein binding. The record is from RefSeq and is a predicted model, not a curated record. Gene Ontology annotation, cellular component: mitochondrial matrix; mitochondrion; cytoplasm. NCBI's taxonomy places the organism in Eukaryota, Metazoa, Chordata, Mammalia, Chiroptera, Vespertilionidae. The transcript has 17 exons.